AUGUUUGUAAAUCGAGACAUCACAUCCGAUCAGCCGAACAUUCCGUUAGACCAAUCGCGAAUUCCUAUGCCACCUAAUGGCACACUGGCAGAUCCAGCCUUUGCAGAUUGUCGGAAAAUAGAUUUACUCAUAGGCGCGGGUCUAUUUUGGAGAUUAUUGUGCAUAGGUCAACAUCAAGCAGAAAGGGAGUUGGUGUGGCAAAAGACCCAACUCGGGUGGGUGCUCGGAGGUAAAUUAACCUGGCCACAAGGUCAUCAGGAAGCAGUCAGUAAUUGUUGCGUGGUGACUAAUUCACAAUUACACAAUCAAUUAGAGCAGUUCUGGAAGAUAGAAGAAGUCAGCGACAUUCAGAAUGUAGGCUCAGACGCGUGCGAGCAUUAUUUUCAGACUAUAACGACGCGUCACACGGAUGGUCGAUAUAUAGUUAGAAUUCCGUUUAAGGAGAAUAUCACACAGCUAGGGUAUUCGAGGGAUCAGGCUGAGCGUAGACUGCGGUCAUUAGAAAGGAAGCUUGGGAAACAGCCUGAUUUGCGGGCACAGUACAUAGAGUUUAUGUCGGAAUAUGAAAGCUUAGGGCAUAUGUCCAAAAUGUCAGAAAUCGUAGAUAAUUCCCAUACAGGUUUUUAUCUUCCGCACCAUGCCGUAUUCAAGGCGCAAAGUACGACCACAAAACUUCGCGUUGUCUUCGACGGAUCAGCAAAGUCAUCAUCGGGGUUAUCAUUAAAUGACUGUCAAUUAAUAGGAUCUCCCGUGCAGAACGAUCUAUUGUCGAUCCUGCUUAGGUUUCGUAAGCAUAGGUAUGUGAUUUCAGCGGACAUCGCAAAAAUGUACCGCCAAAUUCUGGUACACCCAGAAGAUAGGAAAUUUCAGCGACUUCUAUGGCGCUCAGACCCACAACAACCGGUUGGGCUUUUUGAACUCAACACGGUUACCUACGGUACCGCAUCAGCCCCGUUUCUAGCCACACGGGUGUUGAAACAAAUAGGGCUUGAUUGUGAAGGAGUUCAUCAAGGUGUUAGUCGGAUCAUCAUAAAUGAUUUUUAUGUCGACGACCCUCUGACGGGAGCCUCCUCCAUUGCAGAGGCCAAAGAGAUUAAGCAGGUUCUUACCACUAUUCUGGAACAGGCAGGGUUUCCCCUGCGUAAAUGGGCAUCGAAUUGCAUCGAAUUUUAUCAGAAAAUGACGCCCCCGAUUCAAGCAAGCAGAUAA
Molecule: messenger RNA, 1209 nt
Organism: Osmia bicornis bicornis
Lineage: Eukaryota; Metazoa; Arthropoda; Insecta; Hymenoptera; Megachilidae
Exons: 1
Coding region: 1-1209 (402 amino acids)
Source: RefSeq, a predicted model, not a curated record